Pungitius pungitius (ninespine stickleback) is the source of this 6046-nucleotide messenger RNA. RefSeq names its product contactin 2 (gene cntn2). The transcript is spliced from 23 exons. The record is from RefSeq and is a predicted model, not a curated record. Lineage: Eukaryota; Metazoa; Chordata; Actinopteri; Perciformes; Gasterosteidae. Gene Ontology annotation, biological process: axon guidance; brain development; cell-cell adhesion. The coding region runs from base 472 to 3594 and encodes 1040 amino acids. Gene Ontology annotation, cellular component: plasma membrane; axon. Gene Ontology annotation, molecular function: cell-cell adhesion mediator activity.
AAUUGGCAAACAUAGACAUAGUGGGUAAUUAAUAUUAUAUGUAUUAUUUUAUUUAGCUAGUGGUAGAAGGGCAGAUUCCCUUAUCCCCAAAAUACAUUUACUUUGUCACUGGAAAACCGGAAGUACCGUUGCUGUACUUUUGCAUGCUUGACACUGCUAAAAGCAGACCAGAAGGUGGUCGAAAGAAAGCAAGGAUGUGGAGAAGAGAAAGGCAUUAAAGAGAGAGAGAGAGAGAGAGAGAGAGAGAGAGAGCGAGACAAAGCUGAGUGAAACGCGUCCGGGUCGCUUCUGUCUUCUGAAACCCGGUUCCAGCGACGCCUUCAGCGUCACGCGGCCCCCUGCGCACCACCCGCGGCUCCGCAUCCGCAGCUGCUCCGGGGAGGAAACCAUCCGCAUCAUCGCCAGACCCAGAUUUUCAGCAUCGUCCUGUGAGAUAAAGUGACCCGGUUUUGAACCCAUCUUUCUCUGGUGAUGAUGGAGAGCUUCCUGUGUCUGCUGGUUCUCAGCUCAGCAGCCCUAAAGGAGGCUGUUGGUGGAGACGUGUGUGUGUCGGGUCAUGACAGCGGGCCUCUGUUUGAAGAACAGCCCAGCAGUUUAAUCUACCCAGAAGGCCUGAGUGAAGGCAAGGUGACCCUCAGCUGUCAGGCCAGAGCGAGCCCUGCUGCAUCCUACAGAUGGCUCCUGAACGGCACAGAGGUCCCGCUGGGUUUGGACCUGCGCUACACCCUGGUUGCUGGCAACCUGGUGAUCAGCAGCCCCGAGUCCAUCCGAGACACAGGAUCCUAUCAGUGUCUGGCCGUUAACCGAUGUGGCACCAUCAUCAGCCGAGCAGCUAACCUCAAAUUUGGCUACCUCAAUGACUUUCCUCCAGACAGCAGGAGUCCUCAGACAGCAUAUGAGGGAGUUGGAGCUUUCCUGGCCUGCCAGCCCCCGACACAUUACCCAGCUCUGUCGUACCGCUGGUUGAUCAACGACUUCCCAAACUUCAUCAAGAAGGACGACCACCGCUGGUUUGUGUCGCAGGUCACAGGAAACUUGUACAUGGCUAAAGCCGAGCCAAACGACACCGGAAACUACUUCUGCUUCACCACCAUCAACAUGGACAUCAGCACCAAGAGCACAUUCAGCAAGGCCAACCAGCUCACCGUGCUGCCGGACGCUAAUCCCAGGAAAUCCGCUCCGAGCAUCAAAGUGCGCUUCCCGGCAGAGACCUACACGCUAGCAGGACACGCUGCCCACUUAGAGUGCUUCGCCUAUGGAAAUCCAGUCCCAAAACUUCGAUGGAGGAAAGUGGACGGCUUGAUGCCCUCCAAGGCGGGCUCCAGUGCCGAGACCCCCAUCCUCAUCCUGCCAGACCUCUCCUUCGAUGAUGAGGGUCUUUACGAAUGUGAAGCUUACAACUCAGAGGGCAGGGACACCUACCAAGGUCGCAUCAAUGUACAAGCUCAGCCCGAGUGGCUGCAGGUGAUGAGCGACUCGGAGGUGGAGAUCAGCUCAGAGCUUCUCUGGAGCUGCAUCGCUGCCGGUAAACCCCGACCCUCCAUACGCUGGCUACGCAACGGCCAGCCGCUCAGCACCCAGGACCGGGUCGAGGUGAAUGGGGCUCGUCUCAAGGUCAGUAAUCUGGCCCUGGAGGAUUCUGGGAUGUACCAGUGUGUUGCUGAGAACAAACAUGGCACCGUCUACUCCACCGCUGAGCUCAGAGUCCAAGUUCAGGCACCAGACUUCAGGUUGAACCCGGUAAGAAGGCUGAUCCCGGCAGCCCGAGGGGGGCAGGUGAUGAUGGAAUGUCGCCCUCGGGCCGCUCCCAAGCCCAGCCUGUUCUGGAGCCGUGGGACGGAGCUGCUCACCAACAGCAGCAGAGUCACCGUUACUCCAGAUGGUAUUUUGUGGAUCCAUAACAUCAGCAGGGCAGACGAAGGGAAAUACACCUGUUUUGCUGAGAACUACCUGGGCAAAGCCAACAGCACUGGACACCUGUCUGUCAGAGAUGCCACUAAGAUCACGCUGGCUCCUUCCAACGCCGACAUCAACCAAGGGGAGAACGUGACGCUGCAGUGUCACGCCUCCCACGACCCCACCAUGGACCUGACCUUCACCUGGGCCCUUAACGGGGUCCUUCUAGACCUGGAGGACUCGGCCGGACCGUACCAUCGGGUGGAGGGGAAGGAGAACAUCGGGGACCUGUUGACUGUGAACGCCAAGCUGAGUCAAGCAGGGAUGUACACGUGCACAGCUCAGACUGUGGUGGACAGCGCUUCCGCUUCAGCCAAAUUAGUGGUUCGAGGUCCCCCAGGACCUCCUGGAGGUUUGCUAAUAAAGAACGUGGCCGAGACGUCCGUGGAGCUCAGGUGGAGUCGUGGCUACGAUAACCACAGUCCCAUCGGCAAAUAUGUCAUCAUGGGCCGAUCAUCGCUGUCAUCAGAGUGGAAAAAGAUGAGGACAGACCCUGUAAACAUCGAGGGAAAUGCAGAGUCGGCUCGUGUGAUGGGACUGAUGCCGUGGAUGGAUUAUGAAUUCCAGGUCAUCGCCAGCAACAUCCUCGGCAGUGGAGAGCCCAGCAUGCCCUCUCACAUCAUCCGCACUCAGCAAGCAGCCCCCACUGUGGCCCCCAGUGGUCUUGGAGGAGGAGGAGGAGACAGUAACGAACUCAUUGUGACGUGGACGCCCAUGGCCCGAGAGUACCAGAAUGGGGAUGGCUUCGUCUACGUCCUGGCCUUCAGGAAGAAGGAUACACAAUCUUGGAUGGUAGUGCGUGUCCCUCAUGUGGAGUCGUCCAGAUACGUCUACUACAACGACAGCCUGAUGCCGUACAGUCCCUUUGAGGUGAAGAUCAAAGCUUACAACCGCCGAGGAGAAGGUCCCUUCAGCCAGAUCGCUACGGUCUACUCUGCAGAGGAGGAGCCAACAGUGGGACCGUCAAACAUCAACGCCACAGCGCUGACCGCCUUUGAGAUCCAGGUGUCCUGGGAGCCCGUCCAGCAGCUCAGCGCCAACGGCAUCCUCAGAGGAUAUGAGAUCCGUUACUGGCGGCAGCACGAGCGCGAAGCAGCGGCGGACCGCGUGCGGACAGCCGGACUGGAAACAACAGCCAGAGUGUCCGGCCUGAGGCCCAGCACCCGGUACCACGUCGCCGUCCUGGCGUACAACAGCGCCGGCACCGGGCCGCCCUCGCCACGCACCACAGUUACCACUAGGAAACCACCCCCCAAUCGUCGCCCAGGCAACGUGUCAUGGAAGGCCGACGGCUCAUUGGUGACGGUGAGGUGGGAUCACGUGAAGGCAAUGCACAAUGAGUCUGCGGUACUGGGCUACAAGGUUCUGUACAAACACGAGGGCCAGAACUCACUGAAGGUUCUUGACAAGGCCAAGACCUCCAUGAGCCUGCCACUGCCAAAAGACAACAGCUACGUCGUGCUGGAGAUCCGGUCCUGGGGAGAAGGCGGGGACGGGCCGGCACACGAGAUCAUUGUGUCCCGGGACUCAGGAACUGGAAUGAUGGUGCAGAACAAGGCCCCCUCCCCACAGCGCACCUCCCCUCUCCACCUCCUCAGCGUGCUCCUAUUCUCCCUGGUGUCGCUGGCGGGCCUGUGAUCUCAGCCAAUCCGUGGACUGUUUGUUUUCGACUAAAGGUGGUUCGGCUUGUGGUGGGUUCAGGCAGUAGCACCGCAGCGAUUGGACGGGCGAGGAAGAGGGGGUUUCGGUUUUCAUUUGUUUUUAAUAAUAAAAAUAAUGAGGGUCUUUCUUUUUUUUAAAGCCUGGAUGACUUGAGAGGUUUGGGGGAGCAGGGAACCCCCCGUCUGGUUUUUGUAUGUAUGUACCAGUGUCAUGUUAAAACAUGCCUUAGCAGAACCAUCACAUAUGUGGCUGACGCAUCUCAUUCAUGCGUCCUUCCAACCGUAGCUGGCGACACGCAGAUGUCAGUGUAAAUUAUUCAUGGUUUGAUGGCGUGCAUAGCUUGUGUACAUACAGUCUGAAGAUGAACGGUUAUCUGAGGUAAGCUCAUUAUGAAUAGUCCAUUGCCAUUAUUGACCCUGUGUCCUGCCCAUUGAAAUCCACCUGGUCAAUCAUAGCAGAGCUUAGACAGCGCCCACUAGUCCAACAAGGAUUCAUCACAGCUCCUCCUCCUAUAGCUUCUAAUUACAUUAGCAGAGCAGGUUAGCACAUGAUUUUCUAGUGUUAGUACUUCUAUGCUACGCUAGCUCUGAGUACACCUGCAGCUUUAGCUUUUUAGUGUUAUCUUCAGAGCCUCCUAUCCUUCACUUCUCACUGUGUGGGUAGGGGUUAGUAACAUUGUAGGCUCCAUGGUGGCUCUGGCAGCAGGGGGCGAGGCUUGGUAAAGGGUCCAUUGUAUAGUAACUAUUCCUCAUAUUGUGAAAAACAUGGAACUUCAUAAUGCAGCUUAGCUCGUGAAAUUCAAAUUGCACUUUUUUUAUUUUUCCAUGUGAACAUUUGUUUUUCCAGCUGAAAAGCUGCAUCACGCUGUCGAUCUUUAUAUGUUGUUUCUCACAGUGUCUCCUACUAAUGUCUUUAUGCUUGUUUGUGUUUUGUCUCGGCUGUAAUUUUGGCAAGCUAGAGAAAAUUGUCACCGGUCCACAUGAAUGUUAACAUUUUAUACUUUUUAUGUCUCAUUUUGGGGGUGGCUAAAUUCGACAGAAGAAGGGAGUCUUUCAUUAUUUGCUUACAUUUUGAUGGGCCUGAAUUGUUUUAAAUGAUUUCAACAACGAUGUGCUAUCGCUUCAGUGUUAAUUGGGUCCAUUGCAGCUGCUUUUAUGCUGGUGGGUUAAUAUGAAACUUAUGAGUUCCAGAUGAAAGAGUCGGUGGCCAAAGUUAUCAGAGUCACAAAUAUUGUCCUCCUUGUAAUCCUGCCGGCGUCUAUCAGUCAUUAUGUAACAUGUCUGGUUCACUGCGGUUUACAGGAAGGACGUGACCUCUGGUGUGCCGCUCAGUCUGUCACUCAUUUGUUCUGUCGGGGUCACGUCAGAGAUGGAGCUCAAGUGCUUACGAGUUUUCUCCUUUGUUGUUGCCUUAUUUCUUUGAUGGAGUUUCUUAUUGGACCUGUUUGAUGGCAUGUAGUACUCAAAAGGUUAAAAGCCUAGUAAAGAUUUAAUUUUACAUUGUGUAAGGGUCAGUAACAACUGAAAAACAUGGUGUAUGUUUACUUUUAAUUCAGUUCUACUAUAGCCCUUUUUUAGUUACCACUAACGCAAAUCCUAACAAUGUAUAGCGUGACAGUUCAACCUUGGCCCUCAGACAUCGUCAAAUAAUCUACAAGGCGUCAGAAUGUCUUGUAUUAACCCGUGUGACUCUACGGGUGUAGAACUGAACCAAUCCGGGCCAAGGCACCCCCCGAGGGCCUCAACUCAUACACGCAAUCAAAGAAAAUAUGUUCAAACGCAAACAAGCUUGUGAGUUAAAUUAGAAGGAACUUUUCAGCAUAUUUCCAUUAAAAAUGUUGUGUUACUUGAGGUUUCAUUUUGAUCUUUCGUAGAAAGAUAAGGAGAUAUGAUGAUAUUGAUAUUUUGUCAGUAAUAAAUCUUUUCAUUACAUGCUUUACACUUUCCAUUUACGUGAGUUUGGUUAAAAGAAACAAAUAUAUUCGGCAAUCUAGCACAUUUCCUAGAGUCAAUUUCUAUGAAUACCGUAAAACAAAAUAACCCCGAUUUUCACAAGCGUGGAUGUAAAUCACCAUCACUGUCUUCACACACCUGCUCCAUCACUGCACUCGACCAGGAGGGGAAAAUGUCUGAAUGAUGUCUGUUUAGUUUGCCUUUUAGUUUUUAUUGAAGAGCCAUGAUGUAUUUUCACCGUCUUUGUGCCCAGUCUCUGAAUGUUCUGGCAUACUUACUCAUCACUCACUUAAGGUGUUAAAAGCGAGCCUGUGUUCCCACGUGGCUGGGCUCAAUGCACUGGAUAAUGUUGCCCUUGGGCCUUUUCAUAAUCGUGAUUCAAUUGAAAUAUGAGGUAGGCGUGGGGGGGGCGGGGGGAUGCUACUUGUAAAUAUGAUUUCGAAUAAACACUUUGGGAUUGUCUUUGAGUAACGCGU